Macroventuria anomochaeta is the source of this 1833-nucleotide messenger RNA. Its product is annotated as MFS general substrate transporter. The record is from RefSeq and is a predicted model, not a curated record. Gene Ontology annotation, molecular function: transmembrane transporter activity. Lineage: Eukaryota; Fungi; Ascomycota; Dothideomycetes; Pleosporales; Didymellaceae. Gene Ontology annotation, biological process: transmembrane transport. The transcript has 5 exons. Bases 147 to 1742 code for a protein of 531 amino acids. Gene Ontology annotation, cellular component: membrane.
GACAUGGCCAACGACCAAAACCAUGCGUGAGCUUAUGGGAUACUUAAGCGGACGCAUAUAACCAUGCUGCUGUGAUCAGACUGCAGCGACAGCACCAAUCGCUUCGUCACAUACAAGCAACAUCAUCUUCUACCUGCAUCACCAGCAUGCCUCCACAGCAAGACGAUAUUCGUAUCGAGCAUGCAGAUAAUGCCAGCAAGAACCCUGUGGUGAUUGUCAACGGCAAGGAAGUUGUCGUGAGCUCCGCUACAGAGAAGCCUACCCGCUCGCUUUGGGUUGCAUGGCUCUACAUCUUCGAUUGGUACCCAAGUUACUACUCUCCUGAAGAGAAGAAGCUUGUGCGUAAGCUUGAUUGCAUCCUGCUUACGCUAUGCUGUCUCUGCUUCUACAUCAAGUGGCUUGAUCAGAACGCGCUCAACAGCGCAUACUGGUCCGGCAUGAGGGAAGAGCUCAAGAUCAAGGGCAAUGAAUACUCUCUCUUUGGCACCUUCUACAACAUCGGUUACAUGGUCUUCGAGAUCCCCAGCAUGAUGAUCAUCUCGCGUCCCAAGCUCGCCCGCUACUACGUUCCGAUCAUGGAAAUCGCCUGGUCUGUUCUGACAUUCACCCAAUCACGGCUGAGCAGUGUCCCGCAGAUCUACGGUCUCCGCUUCUUGCUCGGCUUACUCGAGACUCCCGCAGCAACAGGCUCCAUCUACCUUCUCACGUCAUGGUACCGCUCUGAUGAGGUAUUCAAGCGCGCAGGUGUCUGGUAUGUUUCUAGCAACGCCGGUGCCAUGUUCAGCGGCUACCUGCAGGCUGCAGCCCAUAAAGGUCUGAACGGUGCCAUGGGAAUGUCAGGCUGGAGGUGGCUCUUCAUCAUCGAUGGGUGCAUCUCCCUCCCGAUUGGCAUUGCUGGUCUCUUCUUGUACCCUGGUCUGCCGACGAGCCCGAGGGUCUGGUGGUUGACCGAAGAUGAGCGCAAGCUGGCUGUCGCACGCAUGCAAAGUCAAGGUACCAAGCAGAGUGGCAAGAUCGGCAAGCGCAUGCUCAAGCGCGUGUUUACGAAUUGGCACUUCUACGUUGUGGUACUCACAUACGUGUUCUUCCAGUGCACAAGCUACGUCGGCGGUCAGAUGCAAGCCUGGCUCAAGCAGGAGGCCGACAUGAACGGCACCUACAGCAUCGAGGAGAUCAACUUGAUUCCCACCGGUGUGCAAGGUGUGGCUAUCGUGACCGGUAUCCUUGUCACCAGUCUCGUCAUGAUCUACCCAAUGUGGGCGGUCUUCUCCGUUGUGACGGGCAUUCUGCUCUUUGCUAAUGUAUGCUUGAGGAUCUGGCACAUCCCGCUCGGUCUUCACUUCUUUGUCUACUACCUUCUUGGCAUGACUUCUUGCGUCACACCAAUUCUCUUCCCAUGGGCGAAUAUGUUAAUGAAAGACGACAACGAAGCGCGAUCUUUCACCACCGGAGCGAUGAUGACGAUUGGGUGGGCCUUCUUCAGCUUCUACCCGAUCACCGUCUUCCCCAUCCUUGAGGCGCCGCAGUGGACGAAGGGCUUCACGGUCAACGUCAUCUUCAUUGUGUGCUACUGGACGAUCUUCCUGGUUGGUCAGUACCUUUGGCGCAGGGAGGUGGCGGCCAGGAAAAUCGACAUCAAUGCACCAGGCCACUCCAGCGAAGAAGAUUUCGCCAAGGAGACAGAGAAAUACGAAGCAGUGCGUGUCGAAGUAGCAGAGGAGAAGAAGGAAACCCGAGUAUAAUUGAUUGUAGCGAUGUCACGGAGGAUUGCGGUGGAGAUUAAGAAGGAUGAGCCUGACAGAAAGCCCGAAGUAGUGGUAAUGGAGACUUUUU